AUGGGUGGUUUUAAUAACGUUAUCUUAUCUAACAGUCACUUCGUUCCUCAUUACAAUGUUUCCACUGGUAUUGAGCGUCUUACCGUUUUACUGAAAGAUAAAGAGACAACGGCAACGAUUUAUCCCAUAUUCUCGUCUGAAGAUUUGCCAUUUGAGCUUUUGCGAUUUUUAACACAGGAAUACAAUGAUGAGAUCGCUAGGGGAGACACUCAACCUUUCUUUGAACCUUUAACAAUCGACGAGUUCAGGGAUUACUGGUUUGGUCAGUUUGCUGCUGUGAUGGUGUUGGGGGACGACCCAACUUUGGACACAUCGUGGUCGCAUAAGGAAUGGGCCAAGAGAUGUCUGGGAACAUUUUUCAUUAAAGCAAGUUAUCCGGGCAGAUGUGCACAUGUGGCAACAGCAAACAUCCUCGUGAAUGCAGGUAUUAGAGAGAAAGGCAUAGGCAGAAUAUUAGCCGAAUGUUUCCUUGCAUGGGCUCCAAAAUUAAGUUAUACUUAUGCGAUGAUGGAGCUUAUUUUUGAGACGAAUGCCGCGGCAAAAACUGUUUUAGAAAGCCUCCACUUCAAAAAAGUCGGGCGAAUCAAAGGCUGUGGACUACUCAAAAGUAGCAAAGAUUCCUUGAUAGAUGCUAUCACUUAUGGUAGAGAGUUGGAUCCACCCGAAACCAGGAUUGACCAGAAUUCAAAAUAUGAGAAAAUUCGUAAUUUCAUACUCACAAGAAAGUAUCCAGAUGAUGCAGAUCGACAGGAGAAAUCCCGAUUAAGAGCUCUCGCUUCCCACUAUACUGUGGAAAAUGGUCAUUUGUAUUUAAAAGGAAAAGAGGUCAUUAUGUCACAGAAGGAACAGCUUCGAAUUACCAAAGAUGCGCACGAACGUGGCCACAUCGGAAUCAACAAGACGACAUCUUAUUUAUGUGAUAGAUAUCACUGGCCAAAAAUCAAAGAGAUGGUGACUCAAGUUGUCAAAGCCUGCCCGGAGUGCAAGGACCCUACCCUCUUAUCCUUGAAAAGAUCGACAGUACCGACACCCAAGCUGCGAACAAAGUCGCCGAGACCGCACUACAUCCACCACCAGUCCCCAAAUUCUUCUUUAUCACAGCAGCCACCGGACAUUGCUCACAUAUAUCAAAACACACACAUUGAUUCGACUAAUCCUCUCAAUGAUAUUUUGGCAGGUUCUGGAAUCUCGGAUGUCGUCGAAAUGGUUCAGCGACAACAUCGCCACAUACAAGAACCUCAUCAAAGUCAUUCAUUUGCGGAUUAUGCGUCUCACUAUCACCCAAAUAUAGCCUCUAACUUCCACUACGACUCGCCUGGCGAUCAUUCAGAAACCCCUACUCCUGCAGACUCUCAAAAUUUGCGGUACAAAACCCCUAAUUCGAUUCCCAUUGAUCCAGCCGUUACUAAAUCACAUACUCAAGGCACUAAUGACAACUCAGAUGUUGCCGCUUCUUCGGAGAUCGAUAUGGCUCGAGCGUUGCUAAAUAGUGGACAGGGACAAUCUCGAAACUAA
Ogataea angusta is the source of this 1515-nucleotide messenger RNA. RefSeq lists its product as uncharacterized. NCBI's taxonomy places the organism in Eukaryota, Fungi, Ascomycota, Pichiomycetes, Pichiales, Pichiaceae. The coding region runs from base 1 to 1515 and encodes 504 amino acids. The record is from RefSeq and is a predicted model, not a curated record. The transcript has a single exon.